AUGUAUAACUACGGUGGUUUGGCAUAUGAGUUUAAAGAUUGUUUUUACACGGAUUCCGAUCAAAGCGGAAUUGAACUGAUAUGUUCCAACUUCCACGGAAUAUAUUUCGGUUCCUGUUACGUGUCACACACCGAUGCCUGGGGAUUAUAUUCGGGCUCAUUUGUGAAACACUUAAAAACUGGAGAUUGCCGUGGCAUCCGAUUGGACGAAAACUUCCCGGAAACUUUCUCAAAUGUUGAAACAUACGACAUUUCUAACUACGGAAUCGAAUCGUUAACACCAAACGAUUUUAAUCUUAAACAAUUAAAGAAACUGAUUGCAUCAUACAACAAGCUAACCAAUCUUGAAAUGUCGAUUUUCGGGCAUGCGCUGCAACUCGAUGAAAUUGACUUUUCUUUCAAUAAAAUCGUCGACAUUUCUUCGGCAUCCUAUGAGCUCGAAAUAAAAUUAGGCACGAUGAACAUUUCACACAAUCUCAUCACAAAUUUGAAAUAUGAAAUGUUUUGGAGUCUUGGCAAACUAAUGAUAUUGGACUCAAGCGACAAUUUAAUUGAAACAAUCAACAAAGACGCAUUUCGAAAUAAUAUUUGGCUAGAUACGUUGUACCUGAGAAAUAAUCCAAUUCGUCGUAUUGAUUGCGAAACUUUAUAUUGGCCAAUUGUGCAUCGGACUGUUGAUACAGUCACCGUGCACAUUUCGUGGGACAAUAUCAAGGAGUUUGAUGCAUCAAAUAUGAGCUGGGAAAAUUUGGCCACAAUUUAUAUUAGAACGGAGGAAACUAUAUUCCAAAGUGGUGCUAUCGAUGAUGAUGCACAUAUUUACAUUGAAAAUGAUGAAAUGGAAGUCACUCAUUUCAACAUUUCCGGAAAUGACUUUGCCGACACCGCCAAAGUCAUCGAUCAACUGAAGGCAUCAGUCGAGAGCUUGGAUGCUUCUUAUAAUUUUUUCGCAGAUAAUUCACUAAAUGCGAGCACAUUCCAAGAGCUACAUAAAUUGAAAAAUUUGAAUUUAAGCCAUGCACAAUUGACGCACAUCGAUAAUGACACAUUUUCAAAUCUCCGUGAGCUUCGAAUAUUGGACUUGAGUUACAAUUCAAUGGAUGUGAUUGAUGAACAUUUAUUCCGACAAAAUACGAAUUUAGAACGGCUGCACGUCGAAAAUAGCCCGAUAAGGUUGUGUGGCAUUGCAUCGGUGUUGAUGAGUUCGGUUCCGGUGGAUACGUCAAAUUUCAAGGAAAUCGAUGCAAGUUGCUUCGGACAUUCACUUGAAAUCGAUAUAAGCGAUUCGAUCAUUUUUCGUGCUCCAAACUUCAAGUUCAACUUCAGUCGAGAGGGUUUCAAGCAACUCACUCAUUUUAACAUUUCCGGCAAUCAACUGCAAAGCACAGCAGACAUCAUCAAUGUAUUAGGAGAGUCCAUCAAGACAUUGGCCCUCCAAUCGAAUUUUAUGGGCAAAUCAAAUGCACAGAUUUUUGAGCGGCUCACCAAUAUGGAGUAUUUGAAUCUAAGGGAUACGAAUAUGACCAAUAUGAAUUCUCUCGAGUCAAAUGAAACAAAAAAUUUCGCAGAUUUACAUCUUGAAAUCUCCCGUUUGGACUGCAAUGCAUUUUGGUUUAUCCAACAUUCAACGGAAAUUCAUGUUUCAUGCGAGCAUAUCGAGGAGAUUGACACAAGUUGCUUGACAAAUUCAAUGUUUUCAAUAGAUAUUACAUACCUUGAUGUCGGGGAUGAAGCGUAUCUAGAUAAAAUAUCUUUUACUGCAUUCAAUGCAUCCUUAUCAUGCUAUCCAAGUGAUUUGAAAAUUCGAUACUUUAACAUUUCUGGAAAUCACCUUCCUAAUACGGAUGAUGUCAAUUAA
Molecule: messenger RNA, 1857 nt
Organism: Contarinia nasturtii (swede midge)
Lineage: Eukaryota; Metazoa; Arthropoda; Insecta; Diptera; Cecidomyiidae
Product: chaoptin-like
Exons: 1
Coding region: 1-1857 (618 amino acids)
Cellular component (GO): extracellular matrix
Molecular function (GO): protein binding
Source: RefSeq, a predicted model, not a curated record